Molecule: messenger RNA, 1527 nt
Organism: Arabidopsis lyrata subsp. lyrata
Lineage: Eukaryota; Viridiplantae; Streptophyta; Magnoliopsida; Brassicales; Brassicaceae
Product: CCA tRNA nucleotidyltransferase, mitochondrial
Biological process (GO): tRNA 3'-terminal CCA addition
Molecular function (GO): RNA binding; ATP:3'-cytidine-cytidine-tRNA adenylyltransferase activity
Source: RefSeq, a predicted model, not a curated record
UUGCGUUCUGUAGAAAAUGAUUGGAGAUUUGUAAGGCUUGUGUAGUUACGGGUUUUCAAUGACGACCGUUGAAUUAAAGGAGAAGAUUGAUCUGGCUGAGAAAGAGCGGAAAAUAUUCAACCGGCUUCUUGGUACUCUUUGUCAUUGUAACCUCGACACACAGCUUCGUGUCGCGGGUGGUUGGGUGCCUGGCAAGCUUCUAGGGAAAGAGAGUAAUGAUAUUGAUAUAGCCAUUGAUAUUGAUAAUAUGUCGGGAAGUGAGUUUCUUGAUAAGGUUAAGAAGUAUUUAUCUUCUAGAGAUGAACAAGUACACGGACACAAUAUUAUUGAAAAGAAGCCUAACCAAUCCAAACACUUGGAAACAGCAAGAAUACGACUUUAUGACCAAUGAAUAGAUUUUGUUAAUUUGAAAAGUGAAGAGUAUACAGAAAAUAGUCGUAUUCCUACUAUGAAAUUUGGUACGGCUAAAGAGAAUGCUUAUAGGAGAGACCUAACCAUAAAUAGUUUGUUCUAUAAAAUCAAUACUGGUUUGGUUGAAGAUCUUACAGAUAGAGGUAUUAAGGAUCUCAAGUCCGGUAAAAUUGUUAGACCGUUGCCUGCGAGAGUUACAUUUCUUGAUGAUCCUUUGCGAGUUAUUCGAGCUAUUCGGUUUGGUGCAAGGUUUGGUUUUACUCUAGAUGAAGAACUUAAUGAAGCUGCUUCAAGUGAGGAAGUAAAGGUAGCUCUUGGAGGAAAGAUUAGUAGAGAGCAAAUCGGGAAUGAAAUUGAGUCGAUGAUAUCCGGGAGUGAACCAGUUUCAGCGAUUACUUGUCUUUAUGAUUUGAAACUUUUCGGUGUUGUCUUUGCAUUUGAGCCCACACCAUCUGAGAAUUGUGGACGCCUAAGUAAAGUCUACAUGCUAAUUAUGGGCUCUAUACCAUAUUAGAAUAUGAGCUUCCAACUCAAAACCAAUUGGCUAAUAUGUAAGAUAUAUGAGUCAAUCCACUUAUUGCUAAUUGGUUUUGAGUUGAAAGCCCAUGAAACUUGACAUGGUAUCAGAACCCAAUAUAUACGUGUCCAAAUCCACAAUCGGUCAGACCCAAUAAUUGGUUCGUCGAUCCUUGACCGAGUAUACCGUGAUAAAUGGUUGAAGAAUCAUCUCCUCGAGGGGGCAUAUUAAGGAUAAUAAUAUCCCACAUUGAAAAGGACAAGGGAUCUUGAAUAAUAUAUAAGAUAUUAUGUCACUCUACUCAUUGCUAAUUGAUUUUGAGUUGGAAGCUCAUACUCUAAUAAUAUAUACGGCAUAUUCUUCUUUAUCUCGCUACGAUAGCGACUGUGCAAAACAACGGUGGUCGUAAGAACUAAUCAAAGCAAAACAACAAUAAAGGACAUUAAUGAAGGUGAACCUGGAAAAAAUGGAGAUGUUGCUGGAAAAAUGGAGGUGUGAUACAACAGCAGACGAGUCGUCAAAAAAACCAGCGAUCAGAAAAUCAAUACACGUCAUCUCAGCUCCAACCAAUCAGCGAUUGAUUUUGCUUAAAAAUGUGC